Arxiozyma heterogenica is the source of this 1389-nucleotide messenger RNA. RefSeq names its product Avo2p (gene AVO2). Gene Ontology annotation, molecular function: protein binding. NCBI's taxonomy places the organism in Eukaryota, Fungi, Ascomycota, Saccharomycetes, Saccharomycetales, Saccharomycetaceae. The record is from RefSeq and is a predicted model, not a curated record. Bases 1 to 1389 code for a protein of 462 amino acids. The transcript has a single exon.
AUGUUAGGUGAAACUUCAAUACGAUUAAGGGAGGCUAUUAUUAAUGGUAACUUGUUGAUUGUAAAACGAUUAUUAAGAAGGUACCCAGAACUGCUAACUAAUACAGAUCCUACCAACGGCUGGAGUUCCUUACAUUACGCUUCAUAUUAUGGACGAUAUUUGAUAUGUGUAUACUUGAUUCAAUUAGGACAUGAUCUCAAUGAGGAGUUGUAUACAUUCAAGGGGAACACCUGUGUCCAUUUAGCAUUGAUAAAUGGUCAUGAACAAACUACACACCUCCUUUUACAACAUUUCCCUCAAUUCAUUAAUAAACGGGGAGAUAAAGGUCGAACUCCAGCCCAUAUUGCAUGUAUUACUGACAACUUUCGUUGUUUAAGUCUGCUGCUCGGUGUUGGUGCUAAUCUUACAUUACGAGACGACCAAGGUGAAACUCCUUUACAUAUCUGUCUAGAAUAUAGUUCUAUUGAAUGUCUUAAGUUACUAUUUCAAGAAGGGUAUCAAGAUUUCAUUCUAGUUGCAGAUCAAAUAUCUGAUAAUUAUGGAUGGAAACCAGAAGAAGUAGCUGAAACCUUUGACUUUGCGAAAAUAUAUUCCAAAUUAAAAAGAAACUAUAAAUCAAUAGUAUCAUCAAAUACCCCAAAUGUAAUUCAAUCUGCAAAUUUUCGAAAGACAAGUUUUCCAAGUUUUCGUACACCCAUUGUUGAAUCCAAAGGUGUUUUUGAUGAGGCAAUUUCACCAUUACUAAAUGUAUUUACUCCUGCAACUUUGUCAAAUACGGGGCAACUAAGUUCUCCUCUAAGUAAAUUACCAAAUAUAUCUACAAGUAGAAAGACCUCCUUCUCUACUCUCUCUAAAAAAGAAAAUAUAAACUUUUCAUCUUCAAGAAAAUCAUCAGACUCGAAUAGAACAUCACCUUCACCAUUAAAGGGAAUUGACUCACGUGGUGAGUCAAUUGAGGAAAGUUAUUCUAGCACUAUUUCCAACCCAAUCGAUAAUAAAUCCCAGCAUAAUGAUAGCAUAAGCAAUAUAUCUGCUGCUAGUUUUAACAGUAAUAGUAAGACUAUUAAUUUAAAACAUACAAUCACAAAUAUAACUAUGGAAACCAACACAAGUUGUAGCAUUCAUAGUGUAUCCCCUAAAAAAGAACCAGAUAAUGCAUCACAUUCAGAAACAAGUAUAGUUACUCCUAUAGGUAGAACUUUUAGUAAUGAUACCAUUCAAAGAAACAAAUAUAUCCUUGAUAAUUUGAGUGAAGAGAAAACAGAAAAUAAGAAAAAGAAGAAACCUAUAACAAGACUGACCCAAGGUCGUUCCAAAACGAAAAACAGAUUAUCACUUCUGAAUGUUCCUAUAGCUAGAGUUCGAGACAAAGAUGGAUUAGAUAGCUGA